UCCGCCCCCACGCUCGCUCGCUCCCCUCCCACCCGGCUGCCCGCCCGGCCGGCUGGCCUCCAACUAUAUAUCGUGCCCCGGCCCAACCCCAGCCCCUUCACUCCUCGAGAGCUAUCUGAGCUUGCUCCCCAUUCAUAGCCAUCGCUCUCGUCACUAAUCACAAAGUACCACCCACUGGCCAGCGACUACUACACGAGCUGAGCUUGCUCCGAUCCACUCACUCACAAGCAAGCAAGCCAGAGUGUACUCUCUAUCUCCUCUCUUGUUGAUCUCCAAGCUUGAGUGCUGCUUGACUUGGGCACAAGAGCCCACCAGAGCUAUAUAGGGGCCGGUGAAUAGGGAGAAGGGACAACCAACCAGCUAGCUAGAGCUUGGCGAUGCAUGGCAUGUGCUAACAUGUACAAUCCGGAGCACCACCAGCACCAGCCGGCGGCGCCCUUCAUGGCGCCGCGCAUGUCCUUCUCCAGCGACUUCGCGGUGGAGCCGCCGCCCCCGGCCGCGGCACGCGGCGGCGCGGCGGCGCCGGGGGACGCCGACUUCGAGUUCUCCGUCGGCAGCCACCCCAUGAUGGCCGCCGACCAGCUCUUCUCCAAGGGCCGCCUCCUGCCGCUCCGGGAGGCCCCGCACGGCGGCCGGCCCGUCACGCUGCGCGACGAGCUCCGCGCCGACGAGCGCCAAGGCCGCCUGCCCCGCGCCCCCAACAUCCGGUGGAAGGAGCUGCUCGGGCUCAAGAAGGCGCCCAAGAAGCAGGCCGCCGCCGACGCCGCCGCCGCCGCCGGCACGUCCACCGAUGCCCAUACGUGCCCGCCAUUGGCAUUUUCUGCUGAACAUCCUUAUUCAGAGUUGAAACCACCUGCAGCUCUGCAGCAACGAGCCUGCAAGCCGUAGAGUACUUGCUGCAUCCAAGAUUUCUCCGAGCUAGCAGCUAAUAAAGCUAACUGGCGCGGGAUGCAUUACAUUGCAUGUACUAACUACAACCUCACAGAAUCACAGUACACACAGAGCAACAGAGAACAGACUGCACUUUUUUUUUCUCUCUUCACAAAUACCACUCGCGGCGGCAUCUUUUUCUAAUCAGAGCUUGCAUUUUUUUUGAACAAUUAUCAGAGCUCGCAUUGACAACAAUGUAUAUAUAUGCAACAUUCGCAGGAUCUUGGAGGCCAGGGAGGCACGAGAGACUGAAGCAGCAUGACAUGAUCAAUCGUGUGAGUGGCCAACAAGUAGUCUGGAUGGUGGUUGCUAUUGGGUGGUGGAUGUGUGCCUUUCAGCUAGCUGCUGCGUGCUCGAAUCAUCAUCCGCUUGCUGAUGAUGAUUUGGUAAUCGAGCUAUCUUUCUAGCUAUCUAACUCGAUCAUCAUGUCCGUGCUUAACCGGAGAUGACUGAAGCGAUGAAGAGUAAUCAGAAGACGACGUCCGGAGGCACGCACCAAUGGGCAUUAUUUCCUUGUCACCUGACUCACCUCUUCGCUCCAGCUGCUGAUGGAUUCUCCUCCUCUUUGGUAUUAAUUAUUCCGGGUGUGUAAAAGGGAAUUUUUUAUCAUAUUUGUUUCCUGGUAAGUAGUAGUACUAGCUAGUCAGUAAUUGGUUCGUGGGGCUAGAUGCGAGCAUCCCUGGAUGCUUGAAUUGAAUUUGUAAUGGUCGCGCUGUGUAGUGCAGCAGCAGCAGUAGUCGUAGAGAGUCAAAUUAACUCCAGCUAGCAAGCUGCGCCUAUCAUCAUCUCUGAUGUUUUGAAAGGGCCAGUAGUUAAAUGUAGUAGUAUUUUUUUCCCCGCCA
This is a messenger RNA of Panicum virgatum (switchgrass), 1772 nucleotides long. RefSeq lists its product as uncharacterized. The record is from RefSeq and is a predicted model, not a curated record. The transcript is spliced from 2 exons. The coding region runs from base 382 to 888 and encodes 168 amino acids. NCBI's taxonomy places the organism in Eukaryota, Viridiplantae, Streptophyta, Magnoliopsida, Poales, Poaceae.